GCGGGCCGCCGGGAACGGGGCGGCCGGGCCGGGCCGGGCCGAGCGCGGAACCGCCGGGGCCCGCCAUGGGCAACGCCGCUGCCGCCAAGAAGGGAGGGGAGCUGGAGAGCGGUGAGGUGAAGGAAUUUUUAGCUCGAGCCAAGGAGGAUUUCCUGCGGAAAUGGGAGAGUCCUGCACAGAACACUGCCAGCCUGGAGCAGUUCGAGCGCAUCCGGACGCUGGGCACAGGCUCCUUCGGCAGGGUGGUGCUGGUGCGGCACCGGGACAGCGGCAACCACUAUGCCAUGAAGAUCCUGGACAAGCAGAAGGUGGUGAAGCUGAAGCAGAUUGAGCACACCCUGAACGAGAAGAGGAUCCUGCAGGCUGUCACCUUCCCCUUCCUGGUGCGCCUCGAGUACUCCUUCAAGGACAACUCCAACCUCUACAUGGUCAUGGAGUACAUCCCUGGGGGGGAGAUGUUCUCCCACCUGCGCCGCAUUGGCCGCUUCAGUGAGCCCCACGCCCGCUUCUACGCUGCCCAAAUCGUCCUGACCUUCGAGUACCUGCACGCCCUGGACCUGAUCUACAGGGACCUGAAGCCUGAGAACCUGCUCAUAGACCAGCAGGGCUACAUCGAGGUCACAGACUUUGGCUUUGCCAAGCGAGUCAAGGGCAGGACCUGGACCCUCUGCGGGACCCCUGAGUACUUGGCCCCCGAGAUCAUCCUCAGCAAGGGCUACAACAAGGCGGUGGACUGGUGGGCGCUGGGGGUGCUGAUCUACGAGAUGGCCGCGGGGUACCCUCCCUUCUUCGCCGACCAGCCCCUGCAGAUCUACGAGAAGAUCGUCUCGGGGAAGGUGCGGUUCCCCUCCCACUUCAGCUCGGACCUCAAGGACCUGCUCAGGAACCUGCUCCAGGUGGACCUGACCAAACGCUUCGGCAACCUUCGCAACGGCGUCGGUGACAUCAAAGGGCACCGCUGGUUCUCCGCCACCGACUGGAUCGCGAUCUACCAGCGCAAGGUGGAGGCUCCCUUCGUGCCCAAGUGCAAGGGCCCAGGGGACAGCAGCAACUUCGACGAGUACGAGGAGGAGGAGAUCAGAGUCUCGCUCACCGAGCGCUGCGCCAAGGAGUUCGCCGACUUCUAGCGAGGGGGCGGCCCCCGAGCCCCCACCGACAGCCCCCCCAGAACACUAACCCCCCCUCCCCCACCCCGCAGCUGUAAAAGCCCUUCCUGGGGUGGCAGAGAGCAGCAGGGCUGCUGGGGAGGGGGAAGAGGCUUGGGGGGAAGAGAGGGUUGGAGGGGGUCUGGAGGCCGUGGGGGGGGGGAGCUCGCCCUAAAUUAAAAGCUGCCUCCCCCCCAAUUAAACCUCCUCCGGACCAUAAGUCAAAAGCCCCUGCCCCCGUCUUUGAGGGGCACCCUUGGGGGGGCAAUUAAGAAGCGAUUUGGGCCCCCCCCAAUUAAUUAAGGGGUGAUAUAUCCCCCCCGGGGUUAAUAAACCUGGGGUUUAUUAAGGGGCAGUUUCCCCCCCCCAGGUUAAUUAAGGGAUGAUUUACCCCACCCAGGGGUAAUUAAGGGCAGAUUUAUGCCCCCCCCCCCAGGGUUUGAGGGUCAGUUUGGGGCCCCCACCAUGGGGCUAAUUAAGGGUCAAUUUGAGCCCCCCCCCCCCGGGGUUAAUUAAGGGUCAGUUUGGGACCCCCGGGGAUGACUCGGGUAAAUUUGCCCUGUCUGGGGAGGGGUAGCUCCCUACGGGGGACUAAAGCACCCCCAAAUUUUUACACUCCCUCCCCUUUUUACCUGCGGGGGGAGCACCUCUUCUGCCCUCCCAUUUUAAUGGAUUUUUGUGGGUUUUGCCCCAGAAAGUGAAAGGGGGAGGAUAGGAUUUGGGGGGGGGAAGGGGGGCAGGAUUUGGGGGGGGGGGGCUAAAAAUCCUCUAUGGGGGGGCCCCAAACCUGCUCCCCCCCAAGUUGUAAACUUUGAGACAAAUUAAUAAAGUUUUGGUUAAAAAAGG
Molecule: messenger RNA, 1991 nt
Organism: Pogoniulus pusillus (Red-fronted tinkerbird)
Lineage: Eukaryota; Metazoa; Chordata; Aves; Piciformes; Lybiidae
Product: cAMP-dependent protein kinase catalytic subunit alpha-like
Exons: 10
Coding region: 66-1127 (353 amino acids)
Biological process (GO): protein phosphorylation
Cellular component (GO): nucleus
Molecular function (GO): protein kinase A regulatory subunit binding; ATP binding; protein serine/threonine kinase activity
Source: RefSeq, a predicted model, not a curated record